Clunio marinus is the source of this 768-nucleotide messenger RNA. Lineage: Eukaryota; Metazoa; Arthropoda; Insecta; Diptera; Chironomidae. The record is from the annotation of a GenBank genome assembly.
AUGAUGGAUGAAAAGCGGUUUGAAGAGAUUAUGGAAGGCAUCGGAAGAAAAAUUGAGGGCUUGCAAAGGUCAUUUGAUAUUCAACAGAAAGUUGUCUCUGACAUGGCUGGCAGCAUUAAUGACAUCCGUUCGAGCGUCACCAGCAUAUCUAAUGAUGUUCGUGGUCUGGCAAAUCGAGUUGCGACUAUUGAGAGCACUCAAGAAAAAGUCACAGAUGACCUUUCGAAUGUUAGAGCUGACGUCACAAGGAAUGAAUCGGAAAUCAACUCUAUUCAACAGGCACUGCUUGCUAACGACUUUGUUAUCUAUGGGUUGCCACCGGAAGUUAACAACAGUCAUAUUAAGGAGAUACUUACCAACAUUGGAACGCAGUUAAAUGAAGAAAUAUCAUCAUCCAUGUUAAAAAGUUGCUUCGCCCGUCAUAACAAAAACAAAACUAGUACGUUGAUUGUGGGAAGCUUUCUGGAGAGUGGAAGGAAGGAGAGAAUUUUAAGGAGACUGAAAGAAAGACGAAACCCGAUAAACUGUGAUGACAUUCUCACUCUCGCUGGUGCAUCGAAAUGGAGAGGAAAACAAAUUUCGAUUAAGAAUCAACUUACGAAAUAUUCUCAAAAUUUGCUUUCUCUUGCACGUGAACGAAAUCAGGGGCGCUUUGAAUUUAUUUGGGAGAGCGAAGGUCGAAUACUAAUGAAAAAAAACAAUACUUCAAAACCAAUACAAAUAACAUCAAUUGAUCAAUUAGCUAACAUCUUUAAUCAACAUAAAUAA